Messenger RNA from Octodon degus (degu), 2996 nucleotides. It is a transcript of the gene Wt1, whose product is annotated as Wilms tumor 1. Bases 280 to 1836 code for a protein of 518 amino acids. Lineage: Eukaryota; Metazoa; Chordata; Mammalia; Rodentia; Octodontidae. Gene Ontology annotation, cellular component: nucleus. The record is from RefSeq and is a predicted model, not a curated record. The transcript is spliced from 11 exons. Gene Ontology annotation, biological process: regulation of transcription by RNA polymerase II. Gene Ontology annotation, molecular function: DNA-binding transcription factor activity, RNA polymerase II-specific; RNA polymerase II cis-regulatory region sequence-specific DNA binding.
CCGGCGCCGGCCCCUCGUAUUUGAGCUUUGGGAAGCUGGGGGCAGCCAGGCAGCCGGGGUAAGGAGUUCAAGGCAGCGCCCACGCCCGCGGCUCUGCAGCUCGCCCCCCCCCCUCGCUCGCAGCCCGGGCGCGGCGAGUCCGGGUCCCGCGCUUUCCCGCGGCUCAGGCUCCACGUGCGCGCCUGCUCCGAGCCCGCGGCCAAGGCGGCGUCGGGGCCCAGGCAGGCGCUGUCGCGUGGGGCGCCCGUCGUCCCUAGCCAGGAACGGCGAACGGUACCCAUGGGCUCGGACGUGCGGGACCUGAACGCACUGCUGCCCGCGGUGCCCUCGCUGGCGGGCGGCGGCGGCUGCUCGCUGCCCGUGAGCGGCGCUGCGCAGUGGGCGCCGGUGUUGGACUUCGCGCCCCCGGGUGCCCCGGCCUACGGCUCCCUGGGCGGCCCCGCGCCGCCGCCCGCCCCGCCGCCGCCACCGCCGCAUUCGUUCAUCAAGCAGGAGCCGAGCUGGGGCGGCGCCGAGGCGCACGAGGAGCAGUGUCUGAGCGCCUUCACCGUGCACUUCUCUGGCCAGUUCACCGGCACCGCCGGGGCCUGCCGCUACGGACCCUUCGGGCCCCCGCCGCCCGCCCAGGCGUCUUCGGGCCAGGCCCGGAUGUUCCCCAACGCGCCGUACUUGCCCAGCUGCCUGGAGAGCCAGCCCGCCAUCCGCAACCAGGGGUACAGUACGGUCACCUUCGAUGGCACGCCCGGCUAUGGCCACGCGCCCUCCCACCACGCCGCACAGCUGCCCAGCCACUCCUUCAAGCACGAGGACCCCAUGGGGCAGCAGGGGUCGCUGGGCGAGCAGCAGUACUCUGUGCCACCACCGGUCUACGGCUGCCACACCCCCACAGACAGCUGUGCAGGCAGUCAGGCGCUGCUGUUGCGGACACCGUACAGCAGCCAGCCCCUUGGGCUCCAGGAAGGGAGCGACCCCACGGCGCACGCAGCCCUGGCCCAUCCUGGCCCCCAGCACCUGCGGGGAGGUCCCCCAGCCCGGUGGGGACCCGCCGGACCUGUGCCACCUGUGUGUGCCCCUUCUGCUUGCUGGGCCGAGCCUCCCUCCAGUUCUCUGCUCCCCUCCACCAUCUCUCCCCCAGACAUAUUCUUCAACUUUAGUGACAACUUAUACCAGAUGACCUCUCAGCUUGAAUGCAUGACCUGGAACCAGAUGAACUUAGGGGCCACAUUAAAGGGAGUUGCUGCUGGGAGCUCCAGCGCAGUGAAAUGGACGGAAGGGCACGGCAACCACAGCACGGGGUACGAGAGUGAGAGCCACACGACGCCCAUCCUCUGCGGUGCGCAGUACCGGAUCCACACGCACGGUGUCUUUCGCGGCAUCCAGGACGUGCGGCGUGUGCCUGGCGUAGCCCCCACACUGGUCCGCUCAGCCUCAGAGAGCAGCGAGAAGCGCCCCUUCAUGUGUGCCUACCCCGGCUGCAACAAGAGGUACUUCAAGCUGUCCCACCUGCAGAUGCACAGCCGGAAGCAUACAGGCGAGAAGCCGUACCAAUGUGACUUCAAGGACUGUGAGCGGAGGUUUUCGCGCUCUGACCAGCUCAAAAGACACCAGAGGAGACACACAGGUGUGAAACCAUUCCAGUGUAAAACUUGUCAGCGAAAGUUCUCCCGGUCCGACCACCUGAAGACCCACACCAGGACUCAUACAGGUAAAACAAGCGAGAAGCCCUUCAGCUGCCGGUGGCCCAGCUGUCAGAAGAAGUUCGCGCGGUCUGAUGAGCUUGUCCGCCACCACAACAUGCACCAGAGGAACAUGACCAAGCUGCAGCUGGCGCUCUGAGCCAGACGGCUCUGUGGCCAGGCGGGAGCACAGGAACCACUUCCACAUGUGCGUUGGGAAUCCUUCCUCCCUCGCUUCUCAAAGGACUUGGAUUCAACCCGCCUGUGUCCAGCUUCCAAGGCCCCCGGCAACUGGAUCCCACCAGUUUGCAGGAGGAGCUGCUUGGUUGCCCCGGAGGCCUGGAGCAGCAGCAGCCUGGCAGGUGGUGAAAAGCCCAGCACCACCUGGCUGGGCUCUUCAGCUGUGAGAGCGAGUGUGAUGAUGUCCCCCUGCUCCUUGUAGCUUGUCUUCCCUAGGAAUGGAGUGGUUGUGCUGCUUCCCAUCCCAGGAUAUUCAUAGGCCAGGGCAUGCAUAUGUGUCUGCUAAUGUACCUUUGUGUGGUUUCCAUUUAUUAACAGCGACAGUGAGAAACAAGUCCAUGAGGCAUGGUGGGUGGGUCCCAGCCAGCCUCCUGGGGGCAGGCGGGCUGCUAACCUGGGGUGCGGGGGCCUCCUCUGCCAGGCAGUGUCGGGCUCCUGUGUCCCAUGGAACUGGGAAAAGCGUGGGGCUGAACCAGUACCUCUGUACAGAAACAAACCCGAAAGACCUACUGCAAGGCAGUCUGCAGGCUGACGGCUGCGCGGCGUUCGAGGAAGCUGCUUGAGGAGAGGAGAUACCAUUUCGCCUUCUUUCUUUUGACUUAAACAAUCCUGAGAUGUACAGAAGCCUCACACAAAGAAGUGGGACACACUUGUCAUUUGUGGCACCCUUAGAGUGUGCAGACCACACUGGUCACGUGCUUUCAGGUUGUAAAAAUGUAAGUGACUGAAAGAAAAUCAGGCCUCCAGGACCCUGCUGAUGAGACCUUUUCUGAGUAAUUUAAGUGACCGGGUCCACGCGUGUACGUGCAAAGACUCUUGAUUGUGGGCAGGCAUCUAAUGGUGGUCAGGUGCGUGUGCGUGUGAGCAUGUGUCGUUUUGGUUUUAAGGGCAGGAGUAUAUUAUUUACCAUUGCUUGAAAAUACUGUGUAAAUAUAGAUCUGAUGAUGGUUUCCUCUUCGACGACUAAAUUAGGAAGUGUGUAAACCCUAGGGCUUCCCUGUCGGGCGCAGUCUACACGUGUUGGUGACACUUAACUUGUAACCUGCAUUCUCACUCUGCUCUGAUUAAAGUCUCUUCAAA